This is a messenger RNA of Plodia interpunctella (Indianmeal moth), 919 nucleotides long. RefSeq lists its product as uncharacterized. NCBI's taxonomy places the organism in Eukaryota, Metazoa, Arthropoda, Insecta, Lepidoptera, Pyralidae. The record is from RefSeq and is a predicted model, not a curated record. Gene Ontology annotation, cellular component: cytosol; nucleus. The transcript has a single exon. The coding region runs from base 118 to 861 and encodes 247 amino acids. Gene Ontology annotation, biological process: proteasome assembly.
AAGUUGUCUAAUUUGACAGACGUGACUUGCCAAUGUGCCGGAAGAUAUUGCACAAAGUUUUAAAAAUAUUUUCUUUUUUCUUCUCUACGUGUAACUAAAAAUUACAAUUUCAGAGACAUGGCAGAAAGCAAUAUUUGGAAAUUUAUAGACGAGUCGGAAUUAAGUGAGUACACACUGAUAGUACCAAGCGUAGCAGUUGGAAAUGUUGGUCAAUUGGCGUGCGACCUUCUUAUUUCUUCAUUGGAUAUGAAGAAAAUAGCUUCCUUGUACAGUCCAGCAUUGAUUCCUGUACUGGGAUAUGACCCUUAUGAUCUAAAUUCAGAUAAUCUUUCCAGUUGUUGUGAAAUUUACAAAUCUUCUUCCCGGAAUCUAGUUGUUUUACAGUUAAGAGCUCCUCUUGUUUACAAAUAUGCAAGGUCCUAUCUGGAGGACAUAGUGCAAAAAUUUCAAGAGAAAGGAAUUAAAGAUGUUAUUAUACUGACAAGUAGUUAUGCUCAUGAGAAGAAGCAUAUACUAACCUCUCCAUUUAGAUAUAUUGCCAGUGAAACAAGUCCACACAAAAGCAAGAUUAAAACAUUAAAUUGGCAGGAACAUGAGUUUGUGGAUACAUCUGUCAAAAUAUAUGGUGGAGGGUUUGCAUCAUUGUUGUAUGAUAUCUGCUUGAAUAACUCGGUGCCUUGUUUGAUUUUAUACAAGUAUUCUUCAGAGGGAGACAACAUUCCAGAUGCAUAUGAAAUGAUAAAUUAUUUGUCUUCAAUUGUAACUUUGUUUUCUCAGAAAAGUGAUGUUGUAUCUCAGUUGGUACAACCAGUAUCUUGGAAGCUCUUAUUUGGGCGACCACCACCUACAGAUAUUUAUUGAACAUGUUAUUUUGGUAAAGAUAUUUUGAAUCCUAAUAAAUGUUUUUUUUUUUACUUUU